Plasmopara halstedii is the source of this 1296-nucleotide messenger RNA. RefSeq lists its product as uncharacterized. The record is from RefSeq and is a predicted model, not a curated record. The coding region runs from base 1 to 1296 and encodes 431 amino acids. NCBI's taxonomy places the organism in Eukaryota, Oomycota, Peronosporomycetes, Peronosporales, Peronosporaceae. The transcript has a single exon.
AUGAGUUCAGGUUUCGCGUAUCCUCAACCAAUAUUCAUAUCACCGAUCUACAAUCCUGCGUUCUAUCUGUCGUUAGACGCUAGUGGGUAUCUCACAUAUCAGUAUGCGCAAACCCUAUACCUUAGCAAGGAUGACUAUCGUCUUACAUACAUCGCGGGGAUCGUUCCCGGAGUAGCUACCGCAAGUAAAGCUCUUGUACUCGACUCUACACGAUCUUGUACCAAUAUUUACGGCAUGACCUUUGACUCUGGAGGUACGGGAAUUGACACUCCUGGUCUAAAAUUCGGAGGCAUAACUUUUGAUCAAUCGCUUUAUCUAUCGAUCACUCAGGGCGCUGCAACUGCUUCAAAAGCAGUAGUGCUCAAUGCUUCUAAAGACAUAACUGGACUAGGAUAUGUCUCUGGAGCUACUAUGAACGCUACAUCGCUUGUCAGUGGCACUGCUGCGGAUUUUGGAGCUCUGUCGAUUGGGGGGAGUCAGGUGAUAUCCUCGGCUCGUAAUUUAUUGAAUAUCGGCUCGAUAUCAGCAACCGAUCUAAUCAAAUCUGCGCGUACUACGAGCGGCCAAACUUUUUCCAGCAAUUGUGGCACAAGCGUAUGUGCUCUCUAUUCGUUUCUAAACGGAGCUCAAUAUCUUGGGACAACGUCUACCCAUGAUUUCGUUCUUCAAAGCGCCAAUCUAGAACGUAUGCGUAUUACAUCGACUGGAAACAUUACAAUAACGGGCGACCUCACAGCCUCUGGUACAAUUACCGCCGGAACCCUUGCAGGAUUUUUGUCCUACGGCAAUCAGACGGCCAUUACGACAGUAGGGCCCCUGACUGAGCUUGGUAUUAAUUGCUACAAUUCAAUUGCCUAUCUCGAGCUCAAAGGAGCUGGUACCGCAUAUCUCGAUGGAUCUUACACUAGAAUGUGUCGAUUCGUUGGUAGCAAUCUCACUCCUUGUGAGUUCCAAAUCGAGGUCCACAACGGUUCUAACGGCACGACGACCAACGCAAGCUGGAUUGGAAACAUCAGCUCAACCGAUCUCCGAUUCGGUACCGGAAACGCAACUACAAUGAUUUUAACAGCAGGAGGACGCCUUGGACUCGGCACAACUACUCCAAGCGCGCCGUUGAGCGUCGUCAAUGCUGCCAACUUCACAUUUGGUGCCGGGUCGAGCACUGUAUAUAGACUGCGGACCGACUCUGGGGUGACUGAAUCGGCGCUUGGUCCGAUUGUUUAUUCAGUAGCAGCUAAUUUUGGGGGCUACAUUGCCUGUACUGCCAUGGCAAUGACUUCGGACAGACGACUUUAA